This is a messenger RNA of Trichomonas vaginalis G3, 462 nucleotides long. RefSeq lists its product as uncharacterized. The coding region runs from base 1 to 462 and encodes 153 amino acids. NCBI's taxonomy places the organism in Eukaryota, Parabasalia, Trichomonadida, Trichomonadidae. The record is from RefSeq and is a predicted model, not a curated record. The transcript has a single exon.
AUGACCGAAGAAGUUGAAACGGUAGAUUUGACACCACAAACAAAAAGUUCAGAACCAUUGUCAAAACCUGUCAAAGAACUUACAGAUGAAGAGAAAAAUUCAAUAAUAGAAAGUGCCAGGUCUGGAAAUACAAACCCUAACUAUAAAGUCACUUUUCAUAGAAAUGGAACGGCUAGUAUCUCAAAAAAGAAACAGACUCUCACAAAUAAAAUAUUGAAGUCUGAAGGAGCUUUCGAGACAACAGAUGGAAAAGUUUACUUCACUGACCAACAGUUCAUUAUAGAACAUCUCAUUGACUUAGAGUCGAAAUAUUCUAAACUUUACAACAAACACAAAAAGUUGAAAGGAAAACAAAAACAAAUGGCAUAUGAUAUUUAUGAAGAUGUUGACAACACAACUGUUCCUGCAGGUGAGGUAAAGUGGAAAAACCAGAAUUUUCGAAAAAGUGACACCAACUAUUAA